AUGACAUCUUCUCCAUCGCAGUUUGCCAAUACAAACAAAUUUCAAGUUUUACCAACUCCUGGAACAUUGUUACUUACUCAACCACUCAAUAACAAUGUUGCUAUCAAUAACAUGGGUAACAUAACACAGAAUAUUCGUCCAACUCCUUCGCAAAAUGGAACCAUUCUUUCACAACCAAUGACAAGUGGAAUAAUGACUGCACCGACCAAUUUCGUUCGUGUUAAUCAGUCACAACCUAUGCAAACUCAACAGCAGCAAGGUCAAUUUACCACACAAACAGUAUGGACAAAUAAUCUAUCACAAUCCUUGCAACCCCAAUUUACGAUACAAAAACAACCACAACAACCGUCUGUUCUCCAGUAUACUACCGUUAAAACUGAACCAGGUACGCCAGGUGGAAUUCAGUCACAGUCAACUGUAAUUCCCACGAAAGUUAUAACACAAUCGGUUGUUCGUCAAACAGUAGGAACACCACAGACGGGAGCAACAUCUCAUACCUAUACAGAAUCUCAGAUAAAUGAUUUCGUUUCGAAAUGUCGAACAUUCCUAACCACUCUACUUCGCUUAGCUGAAAAGCAAGCUCCAGAGAAACUACCGAUGGUUCGAUCUUGUAUUCAACAACUUUUGGUACUAGAAAGACCAAUUUUGAAUACACAAUCGAUAAACAAUUUCUAUGUGAUCUAG
Adineta ricciae is the source of this 684-nucleotide messenger RNA. Lineage: Eukaryota; Metazoa; Rotifera; Eurotatoria; Adinetida; Adinetidae. The record is from the annotation of a GenBank genome assembly.